Messenger RNA from Strongylus vulgaris, 213 nucleotides. The record is from the annotation of a GenBank genome assembly. NCBI's taxonomy places the organism in Eukaryota, Metazoa, Nematoda, Chromadorea, Rhabditida, Strongylidae.
AUGAUGAUUCGAUCGUUGCAACAGCAGACGGUAAAAACGGGUAUUCGAGUUGUAUCAACAACGGCUCCUGUCCUUACUGACCGUGAUAAGAAUGUUGAUCUUAGCGAUCCUAAGCAGAUGGCAUUGCACAAACUCUAUAGACCCGAACGAGUCACACCAUCUAAAAGGGGUGUUGAAUUGUUGAAAACACCGCGAUUGAACAAGGUAAGCUAA